UACGGGCAGGGACCAGCGGGGGCUGCGGGCGGGGCGCGUCCAAAACGCCACCAAAACCCGCCAUGGAUUCCCUCCUCUUCCUCUGCGCCCGCCGCGUCGUCACCCAGCGCCCUCUCCCCGCCCUCCCCGCCGAUCUCCAGCCCGUCCUCUUCCAAGCGGCGUUCCUGGACGGGAGGCCCCUGGUCCUGCGCGAUUUGGUGGCCGCGUGGCCUUUCCCGGUGCUCAACUUCCAGCGCCUCGUGGGGCGCCAGGAGCUGCUCCGCGAUCACCCCUGCAAGCUCUGCGUCCAGGCCGUCAUCCUGGCCGUGGUGGCGCAGCUCCAGCGGCAGCUGGAGGAGCCCGGCCACCAUUCCAGCCUACGCAUUCUGGACAUGACUGGGAUUCCGGAUUCGACGUCCGGCCGCGCUCCGGAUGGGAUGAGUGUCUGGUCCAGCACGGUGGCUUUGGCCAAGGCUUGCGUGGAGGUGUCCAAGCAACAGCGGGAAUUGCAGAGGCGCGGAUCCAAGCGGCACAAAGGCCGCUCCGGAGCCGCCGUUGCCGCGGCCGCUCCGCGGCCCCCGGGCGUGGAGGUCCACGCCGACCUGUUCGUCAACGGAACGUCCUACGGGAUCCUGCGCGAUGCCCUCCAGACCGGAGCCGCCAGCCCGCUGCGCCUCAAGUGCCGCGAAUUCCAAGCGGAGGAGCUCUCGGCCUCCGGGAUAGUGGCUUUGUUGGAAUCCUUGGAUCCGUCCUUCGUGCGGAGGGUGGAUCUGCGCUUCAACAACUUGGGAUUGGCCGGGCUCUCGGUGAUCCUGCCGCACCUCUCGCGCUUCCCGGAGCUGCGUAGCCUCAAGCUCCAGUACAGCAACGUGGACGUGCGGCGCCCGACGCCGGAAUCGGCCAUCGGAAUCCGGUGCCUGGCCGGGCAGCUGGGAAUGCUGCCCAGCCUCCGCGAGCUCAACCUGGGAUCCUCCCGGCUCUCCGGGAAUCUGCGCCAGAUCCUCUGCGACCUCCAGGCUCCGUUGGAAAGCUUGGAAUUGGCCUUCUGCUCCCUCGUUCCCGCCGACCUCGCCUUCCUCUCCCAAAGCUUCCACGCUCCGGCCCUCAAAAGGUUGGAUCUGAGCGGCCACGACUUCUCCCAAGGCCUCCUGGAGCCGCUGCGGCUGCUCCUGGAGGAAACCUCGGCCUCGCUGCUGCACCUGGAUCUCAUGGAAUGCCGCAUGGCCGACUCCCACCUGGACGCGCUGCUGCCGACGCUGCGGCGCUGCUCCCGCCUGCGCUUCCUGGGACUCUACGGCAAUUCCCUGUCCACGGCCGCGCUCAAGGAUCUGCUCCAGAAAACCUUGGAGCUGCCCGAUCUCCACCUGGUCGUGUAUCCCUUCCCCGUGGAUUGCUACAAGCCGGAGCCGCCGUCGGAAUCCGGUUGGAAUUUUGAGGAACCCGUGGACGAGGAACUUUUGGUGGCGACCACCGCCGAGUUCUCCCAAAUGUUGGCCGAUUCCGGGAGAACCGACCUCGUCUGGACUUCCAACCCCUACGGCCACGGGACCCUGGACUACUUCUCCUUGUGAUUUGGGAAAAGCUCGGAGGCUCCGGCGCGGAAAAGCGCUGCCGCGUCCUUCCCAAAAACGUGGAGUUUUUUUCCCUUUAUUUCGGUGUUUUCUGCCUGGUUUUUAUAUUUUUCCAGCUCAUCCCAGUGUUUUCUGUCUUAUUUUAGGAUUUUUCCAUCCCAUCCCGAUGUUUUCUCCCUCAUCCCAAUAUUUUUCCACCCCGUUUUGGUGUCUUCCCACCCCAACCCCAAAGUUUUUCCCAGAUCUUUUAUUGUUCAGAGGGAAAAAAAUUCCCUGGAAUUUGCUUCAUUCUCAUGGGACAUGAAUUAAUUGUUAAAUAAAUAUUAAUUAUUCAUCGGUUA
Vidua macroura (Pin-tailed whydah) is the source of this 1891-nucleotide messenger RNA. It is a transcript of the gene LRRC14, whose product is annotated as leucine rich repeat containing 14. Bases 63 to 1550 code for a protein of 495 amino acids. The record is from RefSeq and is a predicted model, not a curated record. The transcript has 4 exons. NCBI's taxonomy places the organism in Eukaryota, Metazoa, Chordata, Aves, Passeriformes, Viduidae. Gene Ontology annotation, cellular component: cytoplasm.